Papilio xuthus (Asian swallowtail) is the source of this 1056-nucleotide messenger RNA. RefSeq lists its product as uncharacterized. Bases 529 to 1056 code for a protein of 175 amino acids. Lineage: Eukaryota; Metazoa; Arthropoda; Insecta; Lepidoptera; Papilionidae. The record is from RefSeq and is a predicted model, not a curated record. The transcript has 4 exons.
CACGGCAGCGGGAGCGGGAGCGGUGUGAUAGCUUUGUUUCCUGUUAUUUUAUUGUUUCUAUUGCUAUUGACUCUAUCGAGAAGGAACUCACUCGAGUUGUUCAUUCUUCUUCCGUUGCUAGGAAACUUCCUAACACAUAACUAUGUGAAUGAAUUACAUAAUAUAAUGUGAAUAAUAGUUUUAAAAUGAAUUAGGUAUUAUGAUAUUAAAUGAAAAUGUCAUAUGAGAAAAGCAGAGCAGCUAUCAUCUACGAGCCUAAGACUGGGACAUCAGGUUUCGUCUGUACGUUCAGAAGAUAGAAAAGAUAAUUGCGUUUUUUCUACGGGUAUACUGUGACUUUGAGCAAUUAAACGUCUAAUAAAAAAUUAUCUUGUAAAGUAUACAAAAUACCCCGACGUUAGUUGUGUCGUUCAGUGGACAGGGUGUUUGUGUCAGUGGGGUCUGAGUGAGCAACAGCUGUGGAGAGCGGCGUGCGGUGUGUGGUGUGGGGCAUGGUGCGGGGGCGCAGGCGCUGGCGCAGGCGGGCCGAUGAGCGCGCGCCUCGUGUUCAAUGGGCUGACGGCGGAGCUGGGCGGGGAGCGUGCGGCGCCGCCCGCCUCUCCGGAGCCCUACCACGAGCUGGAGAUAUACCGGCAGCUGCUGGCACUACCGCGGCGUGCACGCACACCCGACCCUUCACCCCCGUCGCGUGAAGAGCCGGAGCGGCGGUGUCGCACGCCGGCCCCGCGCCCCGCGCGCCCAUCCUGCACCUGCCAGCACGCCGUGCGCCCCGCUAAGUACCUGGGCUCGUGCGCACUACCAGCUGCAGGCGGGCAAUGUGCGGCGGGUGGGCAAAUCGUGGCGGACGGGCAAUGCGGAGCGGGCGGGCAAUGCGAGGCGGACGGGCAGUGUCCGGUGACGAGAGGCCACGUUGUCUCUCUGCUACUACAUCUUUUGAAGGCGGCGCGGGCGGCGCGGGCGGCGGGCGGGCGCGCGCAGCUCGUGCUGCUGGAGGUGGCGCCGUGCGGGCUCACCGUGCGCGACGCCCGCGACCAGGUCACCGCUGACUCUACGUAA